This is a messenger RNA of Momordica charantia (bitter melon), 2260 nucleotides long. Its product is annotated as CTP synthase family protein. The record is from RefSeq and is a predicted model, not a curated record. Lineage: Eukaryota; Viridiplantae; Streptophyta; Magnoliopsida; Cucurbitales; Cucurbitaceae. Gene Ontology annotation, biological process: pyrimidine nucleobase biosynthetic process; CTP biosynthetic process. Gene Ontology annotation, molecular function: CTP synthase activity; identical protein binding.
CUUUACUUGGGUCUUUUUCUAGGUUUAGUAUAAAAGCUGGUACCAAACAAAGCCGAACCUCCCACCUUCUUCUUCUUCUUCUUCCUUCAAUCUUGACGUUGGCGCCAACAACUCUUAAUCCUUCUCUCCAUUUCUCGCCGCAAUGAAGUACGUCUUGGUCACCGGCGGCGUCGUCAGCGGCCUCGGCAAGGGCGUCACCGCCAGCAGUAUUGGCCUCGUCCUCAAAGCCUGUGGCCUGCGAGUCACCUCCAUCAAAAUCGAUCCGUACUUGAAUAUGGAUGCUGGUACAAUGUCUCCCUUUGAACACGGGGAAGUUUUCGUUCUUGAUGAUGGCGGUGAGGUUGAUUUAGACCUUGGAAACUACGAACGUUUCCUAGAUUUAACAUUGACAAGAGAGAAUAAUAUUACUACGGGAAAAAUAUAUCAGGCUGUUCUUGAGAAGGAACGAAGAGGCGAUUACCUUGGGAAGACCGUUCAGGUGGUUCCACACAUCACAGAUGCCAUUAAAAAUCAUAUUGAGUCAGUAGCUACCAUUCCUGUGGAUGGCCAAGUGGGCUCUGCUGAUGUUUGUGUGAUAGAAUUGGGAGGGACUGUAGGUGACAUUGAAUCAAUGCCGUUCAUUGAAGCUUUGCGACAACUGUCCUUUUCAGUUGGUCCAGACAACUUCUGCCUUAUCCAUGUGAGCUUAAUACCAGUGCUGGGAGUUGUUGGAGAGCAAAAAACGAAGCCUACACAACACAGUGUUCGAGAACUGAGAGCUUUAGGCUUAACUCCACAUCUGCUGGCAUGUCGAUCUGCUCAGCCUAUACUGGAAAAUACGAAGGAGAAGCUUUCACAGUUUUGCCAUGUUCCAACUGGUAAUAUUCUCAACAUCCACGAUGUCCCAAACAUCUGGCACAUUCCACUUUUGCUUAGGAACCAGAAUGCUCAUCAUUCAAUUCUUAAACAACUCAACUUGCUCAGCAAUGAUAUGGCUCCUGAUCUGCGUGAUUGGACAAAUAUGGCUGCAACUUAUGAUAAUCUCACGAAUUCAGUGAGAAUUGCAAUGGUAGGGAAGUAUGUUGGCUUGACAGAUUCAUACCUUUCUGUUGUGAAGGCCCUUCUUCAUGCAUGCGUUGCUUGUUCUUUGAAGCCAUCAAUUGAUUGGAUUGCAGCUACUGAUCUUGAAGAUGAAAGUUCCAAAUCGACACCGGAAGCACAUGCUGCUGCAUGGGAGACUCUGAGGGGAGCAUCGUGUGUCUUGGUUCCCGGAGGAUUUGGAGAUCGGGGUGUAAAAGGCAUGAUAUUGGCUGCAAAUUAUGCCAGAGAAAACAAAGUUCCAUAUCUUGGGAUUUGCUUGGGAAUGCAGAUAUCUGUAAUUGAAUUUGCUAGAACUGUUUUGGGUUGGGAAAGGGCAAACAGUAAUGAGUUUGAUGAUGAGACACCAAAUCCAGUCGUUAUUUUUAUGCCCGAGGGUUCAAAGACACAUAUGGGAAGCACUAUGAGAUUAGGAUCUCGAAGAACAAUAUUCCAGACUGCUGACUGCAUUACUUCAAAGCUGUAUCAUAACCCAGAAUAUGUGGAUGAACGGCAUCGGCAUAGAUAUGAGGUAAACCCAGAGUUUAUCGGGACUUUUGAAGAAGCUGGCCUGAAAUUUUUUGGGAAGGAUGAGACUGGAAAUAGAAUGGAGAUUUUAGAGCUUCCAAGUCAUCCCUUCUAUGUGGGUGUACAAUUUCAUCCAGAAUUUAAAUCACGGCCCAGGAGGCCAUCGCCUGUCUUUCUAGGUUUUAUAGCGGCUGCGAUCGGCCAGUUAGACACAUAUCUUGAAAAGCAACAAAAUGGAAGCUAGUUUUUUGAAGGUUCACUAGUUUCUCCAACAUUCUUUCAAGAAAAGGAACUUGAUUCUUUUUGCUGGGCCAAAUGUGUACUAUGAGGAUGGAACUCCAGUACGAGGUACUUAUACUGUAGCUGUACGUUUUAAGGUUGUCGUGUCAAAGACUAUAAGGGUAAUUGUGGUGGGAUACAGAAGAUUGUGUUCUUUGCAAUUAUAGCCUUUUUACAUCCUCUGAGUUGGCAGAAAGCUGAACUAGGUGGUGAAGUUUUGAAUUUUCCCCCCAUACAAUUUAGUUCUCUAGCAUACUGGGAAUCUUGAUUUUAGGUGUAAUAUGGAUGAGACAGAGUGUGGAAAACUGAAAAGUAUUGUAUCCUAAACCAAAUAUCAAGUAGAACUCGGCUUAAGUUUGGUAUUUUUGUGCAUUUUAUGCAGAUCGUAUUGUCUUGA